AUGCUUUCCGGACGGUCUUUGAACCGUCCGGACGCCGGUUCCGGACGGUCUUUAAGCCGUCCGGACGCCGGUUCCGGACGGGCUUUAAGCUGUCCGGAACCGGCGGCCGGACACGUAUUUUUUCAUAAAUUGUCUGAUAUGUUUAGAAAAAAUGAGAAGGGCAAAAUUGUCCAAGGAGGGCGAACAAGUGGAAGUUCGCCAAUGGCGGCAGUGUCGUUCAGAUACUUGGUGCAGCUACACAAGGACGUCCCAAAAGCGGCGAGAUUCUACUCAGAGGGCUUGGGGUUUACCAUUAACGUUUGCACCCUCCGGUGGGCCGAGCUCAACUCCGGCCAGCUCAAGCUCGCUCUCUUGCAUUCUCCCAGUGAAAAUGUCGAGCAGAAGGGCUAUUCAUCACUGCUAUCAUUUACAGUUAGCGAUAUCAAUAGUACCGUGACAAAAUUGAUGAGCUUGGGUGCAGAAUUGGACGGUCCAAUUAAGUACGAAAUCCAUGGAAAGGUAGCGGCAGUGAGAUGUGCCGAUGGGCACGUGUUAGGUCUUUACGAGCCCGCUUAG
Striga asiatica is the source of this 555-nucleotide messenger RNA. The record is from the annotation of a GenBank genome assembly. Lineage: Eukaryota; Viridiplantae; Streptophyta; Magnoliopsida; Lamiales; Orobanchaceae.